AUGUCGAUGGGAGCUAAUGAAAAGGGUGUUUUGGGAAAUGGGCCUGUACUGACAAAAGAUAGAAUCAACCCGGAUGUUGACGAUAAUCAAGCAAGAGAAGACGAAGAAAUAACCAAAACCCCUCCCUCAUCACCUACAAAUGGUCGUAACGCUAUCAGACCAAGUUUGUUCUCGUUAGCACAAGUUUCUUCCAAGCUGGGAGAGCUCUGGUCGUCUGCAAGAGAGAGCAUUUUUGGAGAAGAUUAUUGGAUACCAUCAGAUUCGAACGAGAUCGUUUUGUUUCCUCUUGAGCUUCUUAGAGCCCAUAGGGUUGUGUAUCCUGCGGAUAAUCACAAAUCAUCACUACGUGUUGUGCAGGGUUCAAUCAAGAAUAGGCCCGCACAACCCCUGCAUCACGUUGUGUUCUCUGUUUCCGAGGCAGUACAUGCUCCAUCGUACAGCUUAUUUCGAUCUUCAAUCAUUGAGGAAGCUGUUGAUUUAUGUCGACGUUGUCUGGAGUGCAAGAUACUAUUCAAAUUACUAGAUCGUUCAAAGGAUCCAAAGAAAUCCAUUCAUGAUUUGAUGGCAAAAUUACGGCAAUAUCCGCUUUACCGAAUGAUUCACAUUGCUAUCGCUUGUGAUCGUUUGGAUUUGUUCUCUGAUGCCAAUAUCCAGUACAUGAAUACCGAGUAUAAACCUUUCAAAAGCAUAAUGAAAAUGAUGGUGCAACCAGAAGGGAAGUACCCUCUGCAUCUGGCCAUCGAAAUGCAUCGCCUGAGGAUAGUGCGAAGAAUGCUGGAGUUGGGAGCAGACGCAACGGUGAAGGAUAUGAGUGGAAAUAAUGCUAUUCAUUAUGCUUCACUCGCUAGUGUUCAAAUGCUCGAGCUUUUAUGGGAAUUCGAGGAUUGUCAUGCUCUUAUUAACUUACCGAACAAUGAAGGAUAUGUCCCUGUCAUGCUGGCUAUCAGAGCAGCGAAUCCCCGCUGUUUUGCUACUCUUCUCAACUUCGGUGCGGAGCUAAGUAUGCGAGUGCAUGGACGGAAUCCGCUCUUUGAGGCUAUGCAGAGCAAAGGAAAAAACACCGACAUCAUCAAAGCGAUAGUCGAAGCAUCUCCUGAUCUCAUCGCGGAAAGAGAUUCAUCUGGAAAUACGGCGCUCCAUGUUGCAAUGUACAAGACUUCCCUUAUGGGGCUAUUGCUUUUGAAGAACAAAGAUAUCGACCUAAACGCUAAAAAUAAUGCUGGACUAACUGCUUUACAUAUCUUCACCCAUAAAGGUGAUAUCGGCCUAAUGAUCACUUUGUUGUCGUACUGCUGUGAUAUUGACGCCCAAGACAAUGAUGGGAAUACUGCACUUCAUAUCGCAGUUUCGCGGAAGAACACCGAGGCUACGCGGCUUCUGCUUUGUCUCGGAGCGAAUCCGAAUAAAACCAACAGCCAUGACGACACCCCUCGACAUUUGGCAGCUCGUUUGAGAGAGGUUGCCUUGCUUAAAUCGCUCGUCCUCUGUGGUGCUCGUACCUGUGAGCCAAAGAAAACUGGAUGUGUUUCUGGCUGCGUUAAUGAGACGAUGGUUAGCGCAUUCAAGAACGCUUCUGAAUGUGAUAGCCCACGUCUUACUGAAAGUGCCCCGUCAUCGGAAGAUUAUCCUGAUACUGUGGAAGUGGAUCAUCCUAUCCGCGAUUUCACACAGAAGAUGUUCUAUGACGGUUUGAUCGCUCGCCUUGAAGAUAUGGCGUCACAGGGCAAAAAACCUUCCAAUAUGGUCAAUCUUCUGUCAAUGGAUGGAGGGGGGAUACGUGGACUCGUUAUUCUUCAGACGCUCUUAGCGAUUGAGGAAGAACUGAACGAGCCAAUUUUUCCCUAUUUUGAUUGGGUUGCCGGCACCUCUACUGGUGCUCUGCUUGGAACCGCUUUAGCACAAGGCAAAACUCUCAGGGAAUGUCAGCAUAUUUACUUACGUUUCAAGGAUCUUAUCUUCGAUGGCUGGACUCGACCUUAUAAUUCUAAUGUUCUUGAAACGUUUAUGAAGGAAGCGAUCGGAGAAGAAAGUUUGGAUGAAAUUAAAUCGCCGAGGCUGAUGAUAACCACAGUAAAGGCAGACUUUUUUCCUGUAAAGUUGGAAUUUAUGAGGAACUAUCGAUUACCUCUCUCCGACGAGCAGAAUCUGGAAUUGGGAUUCACGGAUCCGUCAGAAUUACCUACAUGGAAAGCUUUACGACGCACGUCGGCCGCCCCGAUGUUCUUUUCGCCUGUGGAUGGUAAAUAUAUCGACGGUGGUAUUAUUGCAAAUAAUCCAUGUCUUGACCUGCUUGCCGAAGUUCAACUGUAUAAUGGAAUUAACACAUAUUUGCACCGUCCAGAGGAUAAGGUUGAGAUUGGUUGUGUGCUCUCUCUUGGAACUGGCCAAAUACCUCUAUCGCCACUUGAUCCGCUACACGUCGAGAUAUUCAAUCCUAUUUCUAGCGCAUUUGCCUUCAAAAACCUUAGUCUUAUACUGGUCGAUCAGGUAACUGCUACUGAAGGUGCUCCUGUUGAUCGCGCACGAUCAUGGUGUAAUGCGAUUGGAGUGCCGUUUUUUCGUCUCAGUGCACCUCUUCAUAAG
This is a messenger RNA of Ostertagia ostertagi, 2583 nucleotides long. The record is from the annotation of a GenBank genome assembly. Lineage: Eukaryota; Metazoa; Nematoda; Chromadorea; Rhabditida; Trichostrongylidae.